CUACGCCACGAAGUUCUUGAGCUGAUCUCUUUGUGUCUUUCUUCACAUUUCUUGUUUAUUGUCACGCUUUUGGUAUUUUCUUGGAAUUUUUUAAGUACCAAAGGGUGGUUUGAGAAGUUGCUGUAGUUUGAGAAUUUGGUGAAAUGGCGACGGUUGCAGUGACGGGGAUUGAUCGUAAUGCGGCGUUAUCGCCGGAGGCGCCGCUUGCUCCGGUGACUAUUGAACGGAAAGUUAGAACAGACUUGGAAACUUCUAUUCCAAAGCCUUAUCUGGCAAGGGGAUUAGUGGCUCCUGAUAUGGAGCAUCCCCAUGGAACUCCUGGCCACAGGCACCACGGCUUGAGCGUUAUGCAGCAGCAUGUCGCCUUCUUUGAUCAGGAUGAAAAUGGCAUUAUUUACCCAUGGGAAACUUACUCAGGACUUCGUCAAAUCGGUUUCAAUAUGAUAGCAUCUCUUAUAAUUGCCAUUAUCAUCAAUGCUGCUUUGAGUUAUCCUACUUUGCCAGGGUGGUUUCCUUCUCCAUUUCUCCCAAUAUAUAUUCAUAAUAUACAUAAGUGCAAGCAUGGAAGUGAUACUCGCACCUACGACAGAGAGGGAAGGUAUUUCCCAGUGCAUUUUGAGAACAUCUUUAGCAAGUAUGCUCGUACGUUGCCUGAUAAGCUUACUCUUGGAGAACUCUGGGACAUGACUGAAGGCAGCAGGGAGUCGUUCGACUUUUUUGGCUGGAUUGCAGCUAAACUGGAGUGGGGAAUUCUGUAUGUUCUUGCUAGAGAUCAAGAUGGGUUUUUAUCUAAAGAAGCGAUAAGGCGCUGUUUCGACGGAAGUUUGUUUGAUUAUUGUGCCAAGAUACAAAUGGAAGCUGAGGGAUGGUUAAAGGAAGAAUAGUUGCAAUGUGAACUGCAGAUGAAUGCUCCUAAUAAAAAGAGUUGGCAAAGACUAUUAUUAAGAGUAUAUAUAUAAAGCAUUGUAAUAAGCAGGGCAAUAGCCUGGAAUUGAACUUUUAUUUUGCCAUGUUUUUCUAAGUCUUUGUACUAGAAUUGGUCUUGCCUAGUGUCUAAUCGUUGUAAAGAUUGUCUAUAAAAAAUGAAUCCAGUAGUCCUAAAUACUUGAUUAAUUCUA
Nicotiana tabacum (common tobacco) is the source of this 1118-nucleotide messenger RNA. Its product is annotated as peroxygenase-like. Lineage: Eukaryota; Viridiplantae; Streptophyta; Magnoliopsida; Solanales; Solanaceae. Gene Ontology annotation, molecular function: monooxygenase activity; calcium ion binding. The record is from RefSeq and is a predicted model, not a curated record.